AAAUCGAGGAACAUGGCGAGGAGUUGGCUGAUUAUUGUUUUCCUGCUUCCCCUGCAGCUUAUAGAAAAAGGCGAGUCAACCGUCGACAUCGCUGUUCCUCCCGUUGUGAGACUAGAAAACGGCAGCUCGGCCAAUGUCAGCAUCACCCUUGGGCAUCCAUUAAAUGUAACCUUGGUGAUCACCUUUGAAAUCACAUUUCGUUCCAAAAACAUCACGAUCCUUAAGCUCCCUGAUGAAGUUGUGGUGCCUCCCGGAGCCACAGAAUCCUCUUUUCAAGUGAUAUCUCAACAUGUUGGACAAGUCACCACUUACCUGCAUGGAAACCAUUCCAACCAGACUGGGCCCCGGAUCCGCUUCUUGGUGAUCCGCAGCAAUGUUGUUAACAUCAUAAACCAGGUGAUUGGCUGGAUCUACUUUGUGGCCUGGUCCGUCUCCUUCUACCCUCAGGUGCUCACGAACUGGAGGCGGAAAAGUGUGGUUGGCUUGAGCUUUGACUUCGUGGCCCUGAACCUCCUGGGCUUUGUGGCCUACAGCGUGUUCAACAUUGGCCUCAUCUGGGUGCCCUUCAUUAAGGAGCAGUUUCUCCUCAAAUACCCUAAUGGAGUGAACCCCGUGGACAACAAUGACGUCUUCUUCAGCCUGCACGCCGUGGUCCUCACCCUGAUUGUCAUCCUGCAGUGCUUCCUAUACGAGCGAGGCGCCCAGCGUGUGUCGUGGCCUGCCAUCGGGUUCCUGGCACUCUCCUGCCUCUUCGCCCUCAUCACCAUGGUGGUAGCUGCCGUCGGGGCAACCACGUGGCUGCAGUUUCUCUUCUGCUUCUCCUACAUCAAACUCGCCGUCACAUUGGUCAAGUACUUCCCACAGGCCUACAUGAACUUUUACUACAAAAGCACCGAGGGCUGGAGCAUUGGCAAUGUGCUCCUGGACUUCACGGGGGGCAGCUUCAGCCUCCUCCAGAUGUUCCUGCAGUCCUACAACAACGACCAGUGGACGCUGAUCUUCGGGGACCCAACCAAGUUUGGCCUCGGAGUCUUCUCCAUCUUUUUCGACAUCGUCUUCUUCAUCCAGCACUACUGUUUGUACAGAAAGAAACCAGGGUACGACCAGCUGAGCUAG
Elephantulus edwardii (Cape elephant shrew) is the source of this 1116-nucleotide messenger RNA. It is a transcript of the gene CTNS, whose product is annotated as cystinosin, lysosomal cystine transporter. The transcript is spliced from 10 exons. Bases 13 to 1116 code for a protein of 367 amino acids. Gene Ontology annotation, molecular function: L-cystine transmembrane transporter activity. Gene Ontology annotation, cellular component: lysosomal membrane. The record is from RefSeq and is a predicted model, not a curated record. NCBI's taxonomy places the organism in Eukaryota, Metazoa, Chordata, Mammalia, Macroscelidea, Macroscelididae. Gene Ontology annotation, biological process: L-cystine transport.